AUGGCCAGGAACAGGCUGAACAAAGAAUGGCAAGAAGUGAGAAGGAACCCCGACCCGGAUAUUUCUUUGGAGCUGGCUGGCGACAGCUUCGAGCAGUGGCAUGCGACCAUCAAGGGUCCACAGGAUUCACCGUAUGAGGGUGGACACUUCAAGCUGGACAUCGUCUGCACGGCGAACUAUCCGUAUGCUGCACCUCAGGUGAGCUUUGCGACCAAGAUCUUCCACCCGAACGUGAAUUACAACACCGGCGAGCUUUGCCUGGACAUAGUGAAGACAGACUGGAGCCCGGCAUGGACGUUGCAGUAUGUCUGCCGGGCUGUCAUUGCCCUGCUGCGGGACCCAAACCCGGAGAGUCCUCUGAACUGCGAUGCCGGAAAUCUCUUGAGAAACGGGGAUCUGAGAGGAUUUCGGUCGAUGGCACGAAUGUACACAACUGAACAUGCCAUGGCCGUGCAAAGCCCGAGUGCACUUAUCGAAAGGGCCCCGAACUUUGCAUUGCUGUCACGACGUGGCCCGUUUGCUGGGCACUGUUGGUUUGCCGAUGGCCUUUUCCUUUGUCCAACCGUGAAGGUUGCUGCUGAUAUUGCACGGCAGUACAGCUCGGCCAUACGCUACAUUACGCUAUUGCUUGUCUUCGAAAUUCGCUCCCGGCUGACUUGUGGGACGACGACGGUAGUCACCGUCUUGGCUCUUGUUCCUUUGUUCUUUGCGGUGCACCGCCGCGGCGGCUCUUUCAGGAGACUUCACCAGCUCAUCCAAAAGUUGAAUGACAAGCCUGUCACAGAUCAGAUGCAGAUUUGGGCUGAAGAAAGCUCGCAGAUGAUGCGGAGCUGGAGGAGCAAUGCUCAGUUUGCAACUUCGGCACUGAAAGCUCUCACACGGCAGCACCUCACAUCGAUUGCCAUCUUUACUUUGUCACUCAUGACGGACCGAAGUGUUGAGACCAACAUUGUGCACUACACCACAGUUGUAUCGGCCCUUGCGAAGCGAUGUUUCUGGGAAGUCGCCUUGAGCGUCGUAGAGAGUUUGCCGCCUGGAAUCUCAGCAAAUUCCUUCACCUUCAACAGCCUGGUCAGUGCUUGCUCCGGUGGCAGCGAAUGGGCAAAAGCAUUGCAUCUAUGCGAAGAAAUGCGACAUCUUGGCGUCCUGCCUGACAGCAUUACGAAAAAUGUGAUACUCAGUGCGUGUGAGAAGGGCACUCAGUGGAGCCUGGCCUUGAGCCAAUGCGCUGGACAGUCUGGACAGGGGGACCUGUCUCAAACGACAAUCAGAUUUAAUUCUGCCUUGGCAGCACUGCAAGCUUGUCAGAGCUGGAAACUGGCUGUGCUGGGAUUUAACUCGAUGCGAUCGUCUCGUGCUUGCCCAGAUGAGUACUCGUGCAGUACAUGCAUCAACUCUUGCCAACAUUCGUGGCAGUUGGCCGCCAACGGCCUGGAAGCACUGUUCAGAUCAGGACUGUUUCCCAACGAUGUUGUUUAUGGCGCCGCUCUAAACUCAUGUGAGAAGAACAGUGCCUGGUCUAUGGCAUUGCAGAUGUCGAAUGACAUUCAGACAAGAAGAAGUCUUUCCAAUCAGUACAUAUAUAAUUCUGUCAUAAGCGCGGUGGACAAGGCAGGCCAAUGGACAUAUGCAGUGGAGCUUUUCGACGAGAUGCCACGCCACACGGCUCACGAUGCGGUCACUUGCACCGUACUGAUCAGUGCCUGUGGAACAAGAAGUUGGACCUGGGCCCUGGCAGUGUUACACGGAAUGUCUGAACGAUCCAUAGUCCCGACCGCUGCGACCUACAAUGCAGUACUGAAGGCGUGCUCCUCCAACGGCCUGGACACCACCUUGAAAGUUUGGACCGCCAUAAAGGGCCUGGAUCACCCGCAGUUUCCUGAUGUGCUGACCUACAACAUCAUGAUAAGCGCCUGCAGCGAUGAAGGUGCAUGGCAGUUCGGCCUUGAGUUCUUGAGCGAGAUCGCUUGGCAGGGGUUGACAGCUGAUGUUGUUACAUUCAACUCAGCUAUCAGCGCUUGCGAGAAGCUGGGACACUGGCAGGUUGCACUGGACCUGGUGACAGAGAUGCUCAGCCUCGCCGUGCUUCCUAACGGUGUGACCUUCAGCGCGGCAAUAAGUGCUACUGUGCAAGCAAGCAAGUGGCAGGAGGCAAUGUACUUGUACAGCAGGCUGGUGCAAACAGAGCUGCCUACUGUGAUUGCUUGCAAUUCCAUGUUGGCAGCUCUGGGGUCCUCCAGCCAGUGGCAACGUUCUUUGAAGUUUUUGUCCAGCAUGCCCGAGUAUGAUCUGCAGGCUGACACUAUUACAUAUAGUGAGGUGUUGACAGCCUGCCAAAGAAGUCUGCAAUGGCAGCACGUGCUGGAGGUUGUCCAGCUACUGCAAGGCCAUUGUGCUUUAGAUGCUCAAGUUUGUGCUUCGGCCAUUGGUGCUUGUGCGUUGAGUGCGCAAGCAGAAGAUGCAGUCCGUCUUCUUGAAACUUUGUCUCAGACCGUGUGUCUCUGA
Messenger RNA from Symbiodinium sp. CCMP2456, 2505 nucleotides. The record is from the annotation of a GenBank genome assembly. NCBI's taxonomy places the organism in Eukaryota, Dinophyceae, Suessiales, Symbiodiniaceae.